This is a messenger RNA of Amaranthus tricolor (Joseph's coat), 3620 nucleotides long. Its product is annotated as protein unc-13 homolog. The record is from RefSeq and is a predicted model, not a curated record. The transcript has 5 exons. Lineage: Eukaryota; Viridiplantae; Streptophyta; Magnoliopsida; Caryophyllales; Amaranthaceae. Bases 396 to 3554 code for a protein of 1052 amino acids.
AUAUAAUUAAGGACAACAAACUUAAACAAUAAAAUAUAAAUUUACUAAUAAUAGCAUGAUCACAACCCUUAAUACUUUCCUCAUUUUCCUCGAAAAAACAAUUUUUAGAUUAUUUUUCAACUUCCAAAUUAAUCAUCAAUAUUAUCCACCUAUCAUUUCUUUGUUGUAAUAUCCCUUAAUACAACACAUCCAUUUUUUACGGUCCCUCACUUUUUUGAAUGCUCUUAUUCUCCUUUCCCCCUUCUCUCCCGCCGGGUAGCUGGCCGUUAAUUCUUUUCAUCGGAAUCCGUGCUAGCUACCUCCCUAAUUCCUCUACCCCUAUAUUCUUUCAAAGCUCCCAUUAAUCUCCUAUACAUUUUUCUUUUUUCACCUAAAAAGGAAUUUAUAAGUCAUUAAUGGGAUUCCAAACCCGCCGUGAGACAACCCAUACAAAUCAACAAAUUCAUCAUCGUCAAGGAUUAUCGGGCUCCAAUAAUUGUACCUCUCAAGCUAUGGGUUUCGAACCAGAGCUCGACCCGAAUUUAUCAUGGCCAUUUGGGAAAUUGAAUGGGGUAGAUAGAGAUGAUAUACGUGAAACUGCAUACGAAGUGUUUUUUACUUCGUGUCGGUCCGCCCCUGGUUUUGGGGGUCGAACCGCAUUGGCAUAUUAUUCACAUAAUAAUGACCAACAUGGAGAAAAUAAUAAUAACAAUGGACCGGAUUCACCAGGGUCAACGCGUGGGACCGGGGUAGGGAUGGUGACUAAUAGUAGAAUAAAAAGGGCCUUAGGACUACGGACAUUAAAAAGAAUGCCUUCUAGAAGGUCAUCUCUGGGUGGAGUAACAGGGUCUGGAUCUGGGUCUAAUAAUAAAGGAGCAUCAUCGCCGCAUGCGUAUGGACAUUUUGGGCAUUCGCAUAGUCAGAGUAGUCCAGGGAUUUCAUUCAGCGUGCCAACACGAACAAUCAGACGGCCAUUAACAUCGGCGGAGAUAAUGAGGUUACAAAUGAGGGUUACCGAACAAAGUGAUAAUCGGCUUCGUAAGACCCUUAUGAGAACUCUUGUUGGCCAAAUGGGAAGACGAGCAGAAACAAUAAUCCUUCCACUAGAGCUACUACGCCACUUAAAACCAUCUGAAUUCCGUGAUCAUACAGAGUUCCAUUACUGGCAAAAACGACAGUUAAAAAUUCUAGAAACAGGCUUAAUCCUUCAUCCAUCACUCCCACUAGAGAAACGUAAUUCCUUUGCAUCAAAACUCCAAAAUAUCAUUCAACAAAAUCAAGACAAACCAAUUGACACUAACAAAAACUCUGAAACCAUGAAACAACUCUGUAAUGCUGUCCUGUCCUUAGCAUGGCGCGGGGCUAAUGGCAACCCCACUGAUAUUUGUCAUUGGGCUGACGGAUAUCCACUUAACUUACACCUCUAUGUUUCCCUACUCUAUUCUAUUUUCGAUCUCAAAGAUGAAACUGCUGUAUUAGACGAGGUGGAUGAACUCCUCGAGUUGAUGAAAAAGACAUGGACAACAUUGGGAAUUAAUAGAGCUUUUCAUAAUCUGUGUUUUACUUGGGUCUUAUUUCAGCAGUAUGUUUUAACUGGUCAAACCGAGCCUGAUCUUUUGUGUGCCACACUGACUAUGCUUCUUGAUGUUGCAAAUGAUGCUAAGAAGACCGAAGAUAGGGAUCAAGCUUAUGUUAAGACUUUGGCUUCUGUCAUGACUUCUAUUAUUGGGUGGUCCGAAAAGAAGCUGCUUGAUUAUCAUCACUCCUUUCCAAUCAAGAGUUCUUCUGGAUUUGAUAACUUAUUGCCUGUUGUGUUGCAAGCUAGAAAGAUUUUGGAUGAUGAUGUUGCUGCUACUGUGGCCGCUAGACAAGAACAAGCCGAGGAUGUACUUCAGUUGUCUGAUAAUCGGGUUGAUUUUUACAUUCGGUCUUCUGUAAGCAAUGCAUUUACCAAGAUGGCAGAAAAUAUGAAAAUAGCCAAUAUGCAAUUGGAAGGCGAAAAAGAGGUCAGUGAAGCACUUAUAGCAUUAGCAAAAGGAACAGAAGAAUUGGCUGCAAAAGAGAAGGAAACUUACAGCAACAUACUAAAGAAAUGGCACCCAGUAUCGGCAGCAAUUGCAUCAGUGACCUUACAAAACUGUUAUGGAGCUAUUUUGCAGCAGUAUUUGGCCGGAGCAUCCAUGCUAACGACUGAGACCAUUAGUGUUCUUCACAAAGCUGGAAGACUCGAGAAGAUUUUGGUGCAGAUGGUAGUUGAAGACACUGUUGAUUGUGAUGAUGGAGGAAAGUCUAUUGUUCGAGAUAUGGUUCCUUAUGAAGUUGACUCCAUCAUUAUUAGACUUUUGAGAAAGUGGAUUGAGGAGAGGCUAGGUAAGGGUAGAGAUUAUGUCCAAAGAGCCAAGGAAACCGAAACAUGGAAUCCAAAAUCAAAAGCAGAGUCAUUUGCACAAUCAGCAGUGGAACUAAUGAAGAUAGUUAAGCAAACAAUUGAAGACUUUUUUGAAAUUCCCAUUGGGCUCUCCGAUGAUUUAGUUCGAGAUCUAGCUGAUGGUCUAGAGCGUGUAAUACGAGAAUAUUCAAGCUUUGUUGAAGCUUGUGGAACAAAGCAGAGUUAUGUCCCUACACUUCCUGCUCUAACAAGAUGCAAUAGAGAUUCAAAGUUUAUAAAACUUUGGAAAAGAGCAGGUUGUAAUGUUGGCAUGCACGAGCUUCAAAAUUAUAUGGCUACAAUUGAAGGUCAUCAUGGAAGGCCAUCAACAAGUCGUGGAACUCAACGUCACUACAUCCGCCUGAACACCUUGCACUUCCUCCUCUCCCACGUUAACUCGCUUGAAAAGACCCUCGCCCUCUCACCACGUGUCAAUCCAAACACCCAAAAACUAUACGCAAACAGCAGGAGAAGUUUAGGCAACCCAACUACUUACUUUGAGCUUGCACGCGCCUCAAUACAGGGUGCGAUCAAACAUGUUGCUGAGGUCACAGCGUACAGACUUGUUUUCCUAGACUUAAAUACAGCUUUUUAUGAAUGUCUCUAUGUAUUCAGUGUCUCCAACUCAAGGAUUAGGCCUACAUUGCGAACACUAAAGCAAAAUCUCACACUUUUAAGCGCGAUUUUGAUUGAUCAUGCACAACCAUUAGCAGCAAAGGAAGUGAUGAAGGCCACGUUUGAAUGCUUCUUAAUGGUGCUGCUUGCAGGAGGGAGUACCAGAACCUUUUGCAGGUCAGAUUAUCAGAUGAUAGUGGAGGAUUUCGAAAGCUUAAAGAGGGUUUUUCGUACUAGUGGAGUCGGAUUGAUAGCUGAAGAUGAUGUGGAGAAAGAAGCCGAAGUAGUUCAAGGGGUGGUCGAUCUUAUGGGACAGUCAACCGAACAACUAGUUGAAGAUUUCAGCAUUGUGGCUUGUGAAAGGAGUGGCAUUGGAGUAAAUGCAACAGGGAAAAGGCUACCAAUGCCACCUACAACAGGAAGAUGGAACAGAUCAGAUCCUAAUACGAUACUUAGAGUAUUAUGUCAUCGAAAUGAUCGGUCUGCUAACCUUUUCUUGAAGAGAACAUUCCAAUUGCCUAAGAGAAGAUGAUUAUGAUGAUAAUCAAUAGAACAUUUUCUUGAAGAAAGUUUGUAUAGUUGGGAGAUAAUGUUGUGG